UGGACUUUUCUUUUUUUUCUGUUGUUGUCUUCUUUUCUCCUUUGUUCCUUUUCUUUUUCUAUCCUUUACCUUUAUGAUCAGUAAAGCUUUAUUAUCCAAUCAUUGUUAUCGUCAUCGUAUUUAUUUCGCUAUACCUAGAAUCUUUAUGGAGCCAACAGUAUCUCAACAGUCUAUUAGCCAAUCGAUUACAUCUUUGACGAAUACACAACUAAAACAAUCGAACAAUUGCCUCGAUCUUGAAGAUCAAGCUAGAUUGCUUCCUUCACUGCCUAUUCCUAAGCGAUGGAAACAUUUAUCCUUCACAACUGAAAGGUCAUUCAGUACAAAUGUUCCAGCUUCAAAGCAAACAACAGUACAAGUCAUACCAGCUAGUCAAGUACAUCAUCAUCAACACAAGUUCAAACCAAGCCAGACAGUAAAGAAAGUAUCUCUACCAAAGCCGAUAAGAAAAGCAUUCUACCAAAAAGAACCUUCACCACUGGAACUAUACCUGACUGGUCUACCUCUUAUUGAACUUCCUCCUCACUAUUCUCUUAUUUGCACAAAAUCGAAGAAAGAUGCCGAUGAAACAUUGUCAAAAAUGAUCAGUGAAGAAUCUGUGUUUGGUUUGGAUAUGGAAUGGCGACCUACUUUCCGAAAAUAUGCACCUGAAAACAAAACUGGAUUAAUACAAAUCUGCGGUGCAUCUACUAUCCUUCUUAUACAAGUAUCUCAAAUGAAUGGACUACCGGAUGUAUUACGAAAAUUUCUUGUAGAUCGUUCACUUUAUAAAGCAGGUGUCAAUAUUCGGGGUGAUGGUGUUAAAUUGUACAGGGACUUUAAUGUGCUUACGGAUGGUUUAUUGGAUCUUCGACCUAUCUCUACCUUGGCAAUGGCUCAAUCACCUACAGAACAGCAAUUUACAAGUAAAUCUCUUCGUGCUUUAACUGGUAUCUUUCUGGGAACAAACAUGCCAAAAGGAUCUGUAAGGUUAAGUAAUUGGAAUACUGCAAAACUUAGUGAAAAACAAAUUGAUUAUGCCGCAAAGGAUGCCUAUGCAUCAUAUGCUUUAUAUCAUACCAUGAUGGGUAUUGCCAAAAUUGAAAAAACAAAAUUAUCUCUCUAUCACCUGUCCACCGAACCGUUCUGAUUUUUUUUAUACAUUGAAUUUGUUGAUUAUCUCCCCAUUUUCUCCUACUUAUUGGUCACUAUACUAUCAACAAAUGCAUUUACAUGUCAUUCAUCAUCCAUCAUCCAAUUUUCGUUGAUAUCAUCCAUUUAUUCGACUACAAAUGGCAUACGAUGAUACCAGGAUAUAGAUUUAGAAUCCAUACUAUAGUUAUAUGAGUAUUACCCGACAAAAUUGGAACAGUGACGAUUCUCUGUAUAUAAAAC
Molecule: messenger RNA, 1374 nt
Organism: Halteromyces radiatus
Lineage: Eukaryota; Fungi; Mucoromycota; Mucoromycetes; Mucorales; Cunninghamellaceae
Product: ribonuclease H-like domain-containing protein
Exons: 6
Coding region: 74-1129 (351 amino acids)
Biological process (GO): nucleobase-containing compound metabolic process
Molecular function (GO): 3'-5' exonuclease activity; nucleic acid binding
Source: RefSeq, a predicted model, not a curated record